GUUCAUGAUCCCGUUCCUCAUCCUGCUGGUCGUGGAGGGCAUCCCCUUGCUGUACCUGGAGUUCGCCAUCGGGCAGCGGCUGCGCAAAGGCAGCGUGGGCGUCUGGAGCUCCAUCCACCCAGCGCUGAAGGGCGUAGGCAUCGCGUCCAUGUUCGUGUCCUUCAUGGUGGGCCUCUACUACAACACCAUCAUCGCCUGGGUCAUGUGGUACUUCUUCAACUCCUUCCAGGAGCCUCUGCCGUGGAGCCAGUGCCCGCUCAAUGACAACCGGACAGGCUACGUCGAGGAGUGCGCCCGCAGCACGCCGGUGGACUACUUCUGGUACCGGGAGACCCUCAACAUCUCCGACGACAUCAGCAACUCGGGCUCCGUGCAGUGGUGGGUCCUGCUCUGCCUGACCUGCGCUUGGAGUGUCCUGUACGUGUGUACCAUCCGCGGCAUCGAGACCACGGGCAAGGCCGUGUAUAUCACCUCGACGCUGCCCUAUGUCGUCCUGACCAUCUUCCUCAUCCGAGGCCUGACGCUGAAGGGAGCCACCAAUGGCAUCGUCUUCCUCUUCACGCCCAAUAUCACGGAGCUGGCCAACCCGGUGACCUGGCUGGAUGCGGGGGCCCAGGUCUUCUACUCCUUCUCGCUGGCUUUCGGCGGUCUCAUCUCCUUCUCCAGCUACAACUCCGUCCACAACAACUGUGAGAUGGAUUCAGUGAUCGUGUCCGUCAUCAACGGCUUCACGUCUGUGUACGCAGCCACCGUGGUCUACUCCAUCAUCGGCUUCCGUGCCACCGAGCGCUUCGAUGAGUGCUUCAGCACGAAUAUCCUGACGCUCAUCAAUGGGUUUGACCUGCCCGAGGGCUACGUCACCCAGGAGAACUUUGCGGAAGCGCAGCAGUGGUGCAAUGCCACCGACCCCGUGGCCUACGGGAAGCUCAAGUUCCAGACCUGCGACAUGACCUCCUUCCUGUCGGAGGGUGUGGAGGGCACGGGGCUGGCGUUCAUCGUCUUCACAGAGGCCAUCACCAAGAUGCCGGUGUCCCCGCUGUGGGCCGUGCUCUUCUUCAUCAUGCUCUUCUGUCUGGGCCUGUCCUCCAUGUUCGGGAACAUGGAGGGUGUGGUAGUGCCCCUGCAGGACCUCAAACUCUUCCCGCAAAAGUGGCCCAAGGAGGUGCUCACAGGCCUCAUCUGCUUGGGGUGCUACCUCAUUGCCUUCAUCUUCACGUUGAACUCCGGCCAGUACUGGCUCUCCCUGCUGGACAGCUACGCCGGCUCCAUCCCCCUGCUCGUCAUCGCCUUCUGCGAGAUGUUCGCCGUGGUCUACGUGUACGGCGUGGACAGGUUCAAUAAGGACAUCGAGUUUAUGAUCGGGCACAAGCCCAACAUCUUCUGGCAAAUCACGUGGCGAGUGGUCAGCCCGCUGCUCAUGCUGGUCAUCCUCCUGUUCUUCUUCGUGGUCCAGGUCAACAAGACGCUCAUAUACAGCGUCUGGGACCCUGCCUAUGAGGAAUUUCCCAAAUCCCAUAAGGUCUCGUACCCGGACUGGGCGUACGGCGUGGUGGUCGUCGUGGCUGGGGUGCCCUGCCUCACCAUCCCCUGCUUCGCCAUCUACAAGCUCAUCAGGAACCGCCUCCAGAAGCCGGAAGGCCAGCAGGGACUGGUCAGCUCGCUGUCCACAGCCUCUGUGAACGGGGACCUGAAGUACUAAGCAGCCCUGCGCAUGGCUGCAUGAGUGCAUGUGCAUACACAUGUGUGAG
Molecule: messenger RNA, 1748 nt
Organism: Hipposideros armiger (great roundleaf bat)
Lineage: Eukaryota; Metazoa; Chordata; Mammalia; Chiroptera; Hipposideridae
Gene: SLC6A19
Product: solute carrier family 6 member 19
Exons: 11
Coding region: 5-1699 (564 amino acids)
Biological process (GO): neutral amino acid transport; sodium ion transmembrane transport; nitrogen compound transport
Cellular component (GO): apical plasma membrane; plasma membrane; brush border membrane
Molecular function (GO): neutral L-amino acid transmembrane transporter activity
Source: RefSeq, a predicted model, not a curated record